This is a messenger RNA of Rubroshorea leprosula, 569 nucleotides long. NCBI's taxonomy places the organism in Eukaryota, Viridiplantae, Streptophyta, Magnoliopsida, Malvales, Dipterocarpaceae. The record is from the annotation of a GenBank genome assembly.
CUCCCAAUCUCUUGCUCUCCUCCAUCGCACUUGUUGUCGAAGCCGGUGCUACUCUGACGAGGAGGCUCUAUCGCAUUGAUUGUCUGAUACUGCUUUCAUUGAGCCUCUUCCUGUAAUAGAGUUUGUUGCCCAACUUCUGGGCAAGGAUGUACCCAUUGUCUUAUUCUGAUCGAGUGAAGGUUAAAAAGGCCCUUGGAGGAGUGAAAGUUGAGCAACCCACAGAGGGAAUGUAUGGAGAAAAUACUGUGUUUCAGGAUUGAUAUCUCAACCUACCAGCGUACUAGUGUUGGUUCUUGUUCUUUACUAGGUUGGGUUUUUGGGAAUUUGAAGUUGAUAUUUAACUGAGCUUAAACAAAAUUGUCAAGAGCAAGGUUCAAGUCUAAAGUUUAACAGCAAAUUUACAGCAAACAAAUUAUUUUAAUCUCUUUAAGAACCAGGACAUUAUUUUAAUUGUCAAGAGGAAGCUUCAUUUACUCAUUUCUCUUUGUGCCAAGUUUGUAUUGUAUGCCUUAAUCUUUUGCCAAAGGUUUAUCUCGUAUUUCAGUCUAGGCAUCCAUGUAACAAGUGAU